AGUGGAGCGGUAUAAAGCCGACAGCUUAUUGCCUAAUCUCUCCAAAGUGACAGAGAGAAAUCAACGGCGAAAAGUGUCGGUACGAGAACACGCGUCCCUCGCCGGAGAUUUUGGGGCCCAACGCCACCGUACUUUAGGAAACCCCAUUGAUUAAGCCUCUGCUCACGUUAAAAGCCACGCCCUCUUCGACCUAAAAAUAGCAUCCCACCGCCGGUGAUGGAAGGAUAGUCGUCAUUAUCUUCAACACUUCUCUUCUCUCUGCCCCUUUUUGUCUUCUUUCUAGCUAUCGGCCAAAAUCGGUUUUAAUAUUUACAGCGGUGAGUGAGGGGGCGGUCAUAAUGACAGUUUCGUGUUUUGUUGGGAGGAUAUAAUGUACUCGGAGCUUGGGAGGACGCAAAUGGCUUCUUCGAUGUCAAAGAGCAGGGGCAAAACGGCGGUUUUCUCCGAUGCUUUUCUGUGCACCGGCGGGACUCUUGUGGCGUUUGUUUUGGUGUGGGGGGUUUGGGCUUUCGUUGCCCCAAAUCCCAGUUUUAACGGGGGGUUUCCAUCUCUCGCCGGGAAAAUUUCCGGCGGCGGGGAGGAGUGCUCUUACAAGCAGGGUUUUAACCUAGGCGACGACCCGCCGGAGAAGAAUUUCUACGACGACCCGGAUUUGAGGUAUACCAUUGAGAAGCCGGUGAAGAAUUGGGACGAGAAGAGGAAGGCGUGGCUAGAGCAACACCCGUCGUUCAUCCCGGGGGCUGCGAACCGGGUUCUGGUGGUGACCGGUUCACAAGCGACGCAGUGUAAGAACCAGAUCGGCGACCAUUUGCUCCUCCGCCUCUUCAAGAACAAGGUGGACUACUGCCGCCUCCACGGCUACGAUAUCUUCUACAACACCGUGCUUCUGCAACCCAAGAUGUUCUCUUACUGGGCCAAAGUCCCGACGGUCCGCGCCGCCAUGCUGGCCCACCCGGAAGCCGAGUGGAUCUGGUGGGUCGACUCCGACGCCGCCUUCACCGACAUGGACUUCAAGCUCCCCCUCCACCGCUACAAAAACCACAACCUCGUCGUCCACGGCUGGCUCAACAUGAUCUUCGAGAAGAAGAGCUGGACCAGCGUUAACGCCGGCGUCUUUCUCAUCCGGAAUUGCCAGUGGGCCAUGGAUUUCAUGGACGUGUGGGCCAGCAUGGGCCCACAGUCCCCACAAUACGAUCACUGGGGAAACACUCUCCGGAGAACCUUCAAGGACAAGAUAUUCCCGGAAUCGGACGACCAAUCCGGCCUGAUUUACCUAAUCUUAAAGGAACAGGAAAAAUGGGGAAACAAAAUCUACGUGGAGAGCGAUUACUACUUCGAGGGAUACUGGGUGGAAAUCGUGGGGAAACUGGAUAACAUCACCGACAUGUAUUUAGGGAUCGAGAAGACGGCGGCGGGGGAGAAGCUGCGGCGGCGCCACGCCGAGAAGGUGAGUGAGAGCUACGCCGAGAAGUGGAAGGAGCACCUCAGAAACGCCGGGCAAGGGAGGAGUGGUUGGAGACGGCCGUUCAUCACGCACUUCACCGGCUGCCAGCCCUGCAGCGGCGACCACAACGAGAUGUACUCCGGCGAGACCUGCGCCGAUGCCAUGCACAAAGCUUUGAACUUCGCCGAUAACCAGGUGCUUCGGAACUACGGGUUCAUGCACAGGGAUCUUCUGGACACCGCCUCCGUCGUCCCAUUGCCGUAUGAUUUUCCCAAUUAAACUUCUCCGAUCCGGCAGGAUUUGUACUUUGUUAGCAUAAAACUAAGCAUGAUAUGAUGAUUAAUCAAAUCAAAUAUUAUAUAUGUAAGGAACAUAGAUGCUUGCUAGGGUAUUUAAUUUACUUCUUGCUGUUCUUCCUUAAAUCUUAAUCCCAUUUUCUGUUCAAUGAAAACUCCAUUUCAGCACAUGUUUCCCUGAGAAUUUGGAAGUGAGAAUCUGUUAAUCCAA
This is a messenger RNA of Ipomoea nil (Japanese morning glory), 1951 nucleotides long. RefSeq names its product glycosyltransferase 6-like. The record is from RefSeq and is a predicted model, not a curated record. Gene Ontology annotation, cellular component: membrane; trans-Golgi network; endosome. Lineage: Eukaryota; Viridiplantae; Streptophyta; Magnoliopsida; Solanales; Convolvulaceae. The coding region runs from base 371 to 1723 and encodes 450 amino acids. Gene Ontology annotation, molecular function: galactosyltransferase activity. The transcript has a single exon.